Molecule: messenger RNA, 1550 nt
Organism: Aspergillus homomorphus CBS 101889
Lineage: Eukaryota; Fungi; Ascomycota; Eurotiomycetes; Eurotiales; Aspergillaceae
Product: putative plasma membrane SNARE protein (Sec9)
Exons: 2
Coding region: 144-1400 (418 amino acids)
Biological process (GO): exocytosis; vesicle fusion
Cellular component (GO): plasma membrane; SNARE complex
Molecular function (GO): syntaxin binding; SNAP receptor activity
Source: RefSeq, a predicted model, not a curated record
UUUCGCUUCGCCCCUCUUACAUCUCCUUUUUCUUAUUCUCCCAAUAUCUGUCCUCUUUCUGAUAACUGGCGCCCUUUAUUUGUUGUCCUUCCUAAUUUACAGACAUUCUUACUUUAAACUAAUCCGUCCACUGCUCUACCGCCAUGGGAUUGUUCAAAAAGUCCGGGGACGGACCCGACGACGACUCCUCCAACCGCCUGGCACUGUUCGGCUCCCGAUCGAAGAGCAAGAGCCCAGCUCCUCCCGCGAACCCUUACGCCAAACCGACUCCCAUAGACUCUUAUACGAAAGCCAAGAUCCAGGCUGGUGUUGCCCCUAUCCCAGCCGGACAGGAUGCCGCCGCAUUCGCCCCUGGCCCCGCCAGCAGCAUCCCCGGAGACAACAAGCAAGGAUAUGCGCCGAACCGAUACGGAAACCAGGGUGGCUAUGGAUCUGAUCGCUUUGGUGGAAGCACCAACAAUGCUGCGCCGGCCUCCCGCUACGGCCCUGGCGGCUACGGAGGACUGGGCAGCACCGAUCCCAACGACCCUGCUGCCGCGGAUGCCAACAGAGAUGCACUUUUUGGAGGAGCGAAAGAACGAGCACAGCAACAGCCACAGGCGGGUGGCCCCCCACCUCCCUACUCCGAGGGCUCGCCGGCCUACGGAGGCGGCAGCAACGAAUAUAACACAUCUACGUAUCAAGAACGGCAUCUGACUGCCGAGGAAGAGGAGGAGGAAGAGAUCCAGACAAUCAAGCAGGACAUCCGAUUCAUUAAGCAAGGUGAUGUGGCUUCCACCCGCAAUGCCCUCCGCAUUGCCGCACAGGCCGAGGAGACGGGUCGGGAGACUUUGGCUCGUUUAGGCGCACAGGGAGAACGCAUUCACGAUGCGGAGGCCAGCUUGGAUGUUGCGACCAUUGAGGGACGGAUCGCCGAGGAGAAGGCCAAGGAGCUCAAGACCCUGAACAAGAGCAUGUUUGCUGUUCACGUGUCCAAUCCAUUCACCAGUGCUCGGCGGCGGCGCGAGCGCGAUGAGCGGAUCCUCGACACCCACCGACAGGAGAGAGAGACCCGCGACGGUACACGGAACGAGGCCUUCAAGACCAACCAGCGCAUGGAGCGCACAUUCCGGGAGAUCGAUAGGGAUGCCAGCAAACAGUCUACUCGUACCCGGACCAACGUCGCCGACCGUGCGAAGUAUCAGUUCGAGGCAGAUAGCGAAGAUGAAGCGAUGGAGAACGAGAUCGAGCAAAACUUGGACCUGCUUGGCGGUGCUGCAAGCCGUCUGAACGGUCUCGCCAAAGCCACGGGCAAGGAGUUAGACGAGCAGAACCGUCACUUGGAACGUAUCACAGGCAAGAGCGAUUUCGUCGACGAGCAAAUUGCCAUGAACCGCGCCAAGCUGGACCGGAUUCGUUAGACAAUCCCGAUAUCAUACCUUAUCCUAUGUUGACUGCCUGGUGCUGUCGAUAUCCAAAUGCACAUAUCCCAUUUGCUCGGCGUUUCUGGGUAUACUACACUCGUACUUGAUAGAAUAACUACAUUUGCUAUUAUUAUCAUAAAACUACAG